GUGGGUCAUGUCACUGAGGCGGUAGACUCAUCGACCUGUGAAGGUACUCCGUUCCACCCAAACUCUUUAGCAGAUUCGUUCCAGCAGAGUUUCUUCGUUCUAUGUCAAAGAGUCUACAGCGCCAUGUUGUUGACGUGGCUCGCAGUGCUGUCGACAGUGUGCCAGUCGAGGGGCGCUGCUCUAGGACGACAGAAGAGCGGCCGUCUCACGGGUGAAAUCGUCUCCAUUCAUGAAUGCAAAGAGAACGGUGAAGAAAACAAUAUUCGAUUUAGCCGAAAUAUUACCCGGCUGCAUGGCGCGGAUGGCGAGUUUGGCGGGUCAACAAGUUUCGAUUUGUUGAAGGGGACGAGGGCUGUGACCAAGGGAAAUAUUCGCUUUGACUUUUGUUCGCAAGGAGUGACCAAGACUUGCGAGAACUACCUGAACUGGCGGUUUGGCAAGGACGGUUGUGAUUUGUGGACCAGCAAGUUAACACUGUGGAACAAAUUUGUAGACGCCAUUCAACCCAGUUUUGUGUGUCCUUUCCAUCCAGGACACUACACUAUUACCAAUAUUACACUCGAUGCAAAGAAGAUGGAAAUGAUACCAGUGGAGGACCGGGAGUGGUUUGUCACCCUGCAAGCAUACGGUGACAAUGAGCAACCUUGGAUGUGCACCGUCUUCGACGUCAAGUUGUUCCGCACGGGGCGACGCAGGGGACCCAAGUAGCAAGGACUUCUGCGCCCACCGAAACCGCCACAGGAUUCCU
Molecule: messenger RNA, 748 nt
Organism: Thrips palmi
Lineage: Eukaryota; Metazoa; Arthropoda; Insecta; Thysanoptera; Thripidae
Exons: 5
Coding region: 124-708 (194 amino acids)
Source: RefSeq, a predicted model, not a curated record